Arachis stenosperma is the source of this 831-nucleotide messenger RNA. RefSeq lists its product as uncharacterized. Lineage: Eukaryota; Viridiplantae; Streptophyta; Magnoliopsida; Fabales; Fabaceae. Bases 1 to 831 code for a protein of 276 amino acids. The record is from RefSeq and is a predicted model, not a curated record. The transcript has a single exon.
AUGGAGAUUGGUGAUGGGAGAGGUACUCGGUUCUGGGAGGAUGUCUGGCUGCAUGGUGGGCCCUUGAAAGAUACUUUCCCGAGACUCUUCUCAGUUUCAAACCAAAUAGGAUCCGUCAUAGGGGAUUGUGGGUUCUGGGACGGGUUAGAGUGGAGGUGGAACUUCCAAUGGAGGCGAGAGCUAUUCCAAUGGGAGUUGGACCUAGUGCAGCAACUGCAUGAAACACUAAGGCUGGUUAACCUUGUGUGUGACAGAGAGGAUAGAGUGGUAUGGAAGUUUGAUAAACAUGGUGUAUUUUCUACUAACUCCUUUGUGCAGGAAUUGCAGGUGGAAUUGCUACCGGAGGAUAUGGCGAGUUUCAACUUUACUAGGACAAUUUGGAAAGGUCUUGUGCCACCAAGAGUUGAACUGUUUAUCUGGUUUGUCUUGACUGGAAGGGUGAAUAUAAAGGAAAGGCUGAGUCGAUUGGGAGUAGUUAAUCAAGAGGAUGUGACCUGUGUGUUGUGUAAUAAAGGUGUUGAAUUUAGCCACCACUUGUUUCUUGCUUGUGAAUUUUCUUGGCAGCUUUGGUGUGCAUGGCUAUCCUUUGUUGGAAGGCAAUGGUCAUGCCCAGGGUCAAUGAAGGAACACUAUCAGAGUUGGACUGAGCUACCAACUAAAAAGCAGGAGCGCAAAAGGUGGAUGGUAUCCUUCUGUGCUAUUAUCUGGAAUAUCUGGCUUGAAAGAAAUAGGAGGAUCUUUCAGAAUGAUGGGAAAGGGGUUGAUGAAAUAAUUUACCUGGUCUUCAAGAACUUUAAGGAGUGGUUAGGUGUGGAUCCCUUCUGUUGUUGA